CGCGCUUGCGCAGAGGGCUGUGCUGGGAGGAAAAGACUGGGGAAGAUUCACAAUAUCUGAUUGUUCCCGACAAAAGGCGUCGUUUGACGUUUACGAAAAAUAACAACGGUUGAGCUUUACUGUAACGUUUUUUCGGUGGCAAAUAAAUGGAUGAGGUGGGUAACGAGUUAUGCAAUUUAUUACAGCAGAUCGACGCAGAAAUGAGCAAAAUAGUGGCUGAUUGCUAGCAAGACAGCGUAGGCGACGCAUGCACUGGAAUACGAAAAUGAUGUGAAGAGGACAGCAUGUUUUUAUUACGAAACCCCACACAAUCGGCAUGAAAUAAGACUGUCUCAUCCAUCGCCUCUUGGAUCAAGUCGUUCAAACCCCGAAUUACGGAUUGGGUGCACAAAGGGAAUACAAUAAUAAGACUGUCCAACAAUGCCGAAAAAGUGGACCGCAGUAACACCGUGCAGAUGUCUCCAUUUCGUCGUGUUGGUUCUGGUGUUUCCCAGAUGUGUGCUGUCAGCUUCGGCGGACAAAAACAUGGUCAAACAGGACGACUAUUACAGCGCCACGGUGAACAUCACGGUCCUGGACUCCAAGGGCAACCCAAAGCAAAUUCUGUCAAAAGACGACGGGAGGUACGGACAGAGUUCAUUGAAAACUGAAGCCAAAGGAAUUGUGAUCGCGCCAGCUCCCAUUUUCGGAGUGGUGGACCGUAAGGGCUGUGACCCCCACACCCACUUCAUCGUGCCCCCCAGGACCACGCACUGGGUGGCGCUGCUGCAGCGGGGCGUCUGCACCUUUAAGGAGAAGAUCCUCAAAGCGGCCGCCUUCAAUGCCUCGGCCGUGCUCAUCUACAACAACUCCUCCAAGGAGGACACCGUCACCAUGGCGCACGAAGGCACCGGGGACAUUGUAGCAGUGAUGAUCACAGAGUCCUACGGGAAGGACAUCAUCAGUCUGCUGGAGAAGAACAUGACGGUGGUGGUGAGCAUCAUCCUGGGGCCGCGGGGCCCCCCCAAGAACAUCAACCGCGGCUCGCUGGUCUUCGUCUCCAUCUCCUUCAUCGUCCUCAUGAUAAUCUCCUCCGCCUGGCUCAUCUUCUACUUCAUCCAGAAGAUCCGCUACACCAACGCUCGCGACCGGAGUCAGCGACGACUCGGCGACGCAGCGAAGAAGGCCAUCGGGAAGCUGACCACCCGGACGGUGAAGAAGGGAGACAAGGAGACGGACCCCGACUUCAACCACUGCGCCGUCUGCAUCGAGGGGUACCAGCUCAACGAUGUGGUGCGAAUCCUACCCUGCAAGCAUGUCUUCCAUAAGAUGUGUGUGGACCCCUGGCUGAACGAGCACUGCACCUGUCCCAUGUGCAAGCUGAACAUCCUCAAAGCCCUGGGCAUCAUGCCCAACCUUCCGUGUGUGGACAACGUGGCCUUCGACAUGGACAGAAUAUCCCGGAGUCAGACAGCCAGUCAGCGGACCGCGCUGGUCGACCUGUCCAGCGAGAACUCAAUCAGCCUGGAGCCGCUGAGGCAUUCUGGGACGUCCCAGAUUCCGUCCGACGGGGAGCUGACCCCGCGCACCGGAGAGAUCAACAUCGCCGUCACCAAGGAGUGGUUUAUAAUCGCCAGCUUCGGCCUGCUCAGUGCCCUCACCUUCUGCUACAUGAUCAUCAAAGCCACCGUCAGCUUCUCCGCCACCGAUAUUGAGUUGGAUUGAAGAACCCUGUAAAUGCACUGAUCCAUAUACUGUCUUCUGGAACUUCGCUUUGAGAUUUUUCUUGUUUUAGCUACUUUUUCUGUACUCCAUUUCUAUACGCAGAGUGAUUUUCUUCUUAUUUUUUAGAAAAUUGGUACAAGACGAUUUAAGGAAUUAAAACUCUUAAAACACCACUUUUAUGUUUGUGUCCAGUGAUUAUUUGCUCUUGUUGACCCUGCUGAUCAGUGUACAUUUGUCAGAGCCUGUGUGUAACUUUCAAUUAAACACACUUUUAAGUUUUCAUUUAAA
Messenger RNA from Anguilla anguilla (European eel), 1992 nucleotides. RefSeq names its product ring finger protein 130 (gene rnf130). The record is from RefSeq and is a predicted model, not a curated record. The transcript is spliced from 10 exons. Bases 421 to 1704 code for a protein of 427 amino acids. Lineage: Eukaryota; Metazoa; Chordata; Actinopteri; Anguilliformes; Anguillidae.